AUAGCCGCCUUAUAUCGCCUCGCAUCCAAUGUUUACUUGGCUAUAGCGGUGCUGUUCGCGCCUUGGUGUUUUGUUCUGAUCCAAAAUUUCACACUCAUCUUGAUAAACCAUUUCAAAAGGACCAAUCUGCAAAGCCUCUCUUUGUAUUGCCGGGCUACUAUAAAUUUGAACGAUAAUCACAAUAUACGCCUUUUGAUGUACAGCCGAAAUUUUCCUGUGACUAUCGAAAUAAUGAGAAAGAGCAUGAGAUUCUUGUUUUUUUUUUGCAAAUUGGACCUAAUGAAAUGUUUAGCAAACAGAGUGUCGAUGAGCGUCGGGGCUUGGUAACACUUUCGUUGUUAGUCGUGCUUCGAGGUCGUUAUCGUAUACAUCUUUUCUGUUGAAUGAAAAUUAUUUCAGUGACAUUAAAGUGGCAUUUUGGUGUUAAUAAAACAUAAUUGGGCUGAGUAUUUUCUAUAUAUUGACCGGUAAUAAAACAUCGAACAUCCAAACUUUGGCGUCACAUUAUUAAAGGCGUUAAAACUUUUUGCGGAUAGUUGACAUCGCAAUAAUUACUCCUUAUUUGUAGUUUAAACUACACAAACAUGCGCUCCCUGAUUGUAGUUCUUGCUUUUGGGAUGUGUCUUUGUUUGGGCGAAGACGAUAAUACAGUUGUCGAUUACCGCUUCCGGAACCUCACCGAAUUUAAUGUUGCCAAUUUGCCGCAUCCUGUAUCCGACAUAGCAUAUCUGUCACUGCAAGGAAACAACCUUGACGCAUUUCCUAGUGACAUUUCCGAACUGUCGAGCCUGGAAAGGUUGAUUCUGUCAGAGAAUCCCCAAUUGACAUUCCCAUCUGACGGAUCUCCUUUCCUGAUAUCUAGGAGCCUAAUCGACCUGGUUUGUGAAAGCUGCGAUAUAAAGACGAUUUACACUCGCUCGUUGCGAAGAUUGCCUCUGUUGGAGACACUCCUUUUGCCAAACAACGCAAUCCAGAUGAUCGAGAAGCGUGCCUUCCGGAACAACCCUAACAUGUGGAUGAUGGACCUCACCCAAAAUAAGCUGACGAGCCUGCCGACCACAAUACUGGUUGGUCUGCACAAUAUGAAGAAGCUUGAUCUGAGCAGUAACCGAGAUCUUGCGCCGCAAAAAGGCCAACCAUUUCUGGUGAGCAACUCGCUGGAAAUUCUGAAAUGCAACAAUUGUGGGUUCAGCACUACGCAAAUGGUAACAUUCUCUAAACUGCCCAAUCUCAAAAAACUGCACCUCGCAGAUAAUAGACUUCUGGUGGCGCCAUGCUUGCUUCCAUCUCUGACAACUUUGGGAGCUUAUUCGAAGAAAAUAUUCACUGAUUAUCAACGUUGUUUGAAGAAAAAAUUUCAUUUUGUUAUAAUUCAAAAUUAGUACGCUUCUAGACCAUUUGGGAAUGUUUAAGAUCUGUUAUUGUUGAAAAGUCGAAUCAAUAUUCGCAGUUCACAUACUUUUGAAUUCUGCUCGAGAUUAUCAAUAAUAUUGUAAAGCUCUACAAAAAUUAUUCCAAAAAUGAAAGCAUUCCAAAAAUUUAAGAAUUUCUCCAUACUAAAUGAGCAACAUUUUUCGAAACACACAAGGAAGUUUGCCAAGAAUUUCGCAUAGAGUUCAGCUUAAACUGACUAUCAAAUAUUCAACAUGUUUUCAGUAGACUGCAAAUGUCAUUGUGACUUAUCUGGAUUCAAUCGCUCUCAGCUCAUUUCAGAAACUGAAGCUGGAAUAUCCACACCAGUUGUCACCUGACUAUUUUAAAGAAAACUUCAACAAUUGUCUCUUCUACGUUGUAGUUAGUUCAUCAAAAAUCUUACACAAAAACCAAUAAAUAACUUCAAAAACUA
Aedes albopictus (Asian tiger mosquito) is the source of this 1846-nucleotide messenger RNA. RefSeq names its product leucine-rich repeat-containing G-protein coupled receptor 5-like. Bases 585 to 1382 code for a protein of 265 amino acids. Lineage: Eukaryota; Metazoa; Arthropoda; Insecta; Diptera; Culicidae. Gene Ontology annotation, molecular function: protein binding. The record is from RefSeq and is a predicted model, not a curated record. The transcript is spliced from 3 exons.